AUGGCGGACGAAGAAUAUUCCAAAGCCUCUGCGGAGGCGGAUCGUGAGAUGACACGGCUCUGGCGUACGUGGAGGACGGUGUUCGAACUGCUACUGGACCGUGGCUACGAAGUAACCGAAGAAGAGGUCAAGAUCUCUCUCAACGAAUUCAGACAGCGAUACUCUGACGCCCUAGGCUUUCCAGACCGGAAUAAAAUGCGCAUCAGUGCCCGUCCGUCCCAAUUGAUGAUGGAGAAAUACACUCCCCUCCCUACUCCCUCGAAACCCAACUCAGUUCCCGAAUGUGGCACGAUCCACGUCGAAUUUUGCAACGAGACCCAGAGCGUGGGCACAAAACACAUCCGAGCCUUCAACCAGUUCAUCGACCAACAAAACUACCACGCCGGCAUAUUCAUCACGCAGUCUCCCAUCUCGCCAUCAGCUAUUAGACUGCUGACCGCCAUCCCGGGCCGAUUCUGCGAACACUUUCUGGAGCAGGAAUUGCUGGUCAACAUCACUCAUCAUGAGCUCGUGCCGAAACAUGUACUCCUCAGCGCGGAAGAGAAGAAGAAGCUACUGCAACGAUACCGAUUGAAGGAAUCACAGCUUCCCAGGAUCCAGAGUGGUGACCCUGUUGCGAAGUACCUUGGCUUGAGAAGGGGCCAGGUUGUAAAGAUUAUCAGGAAGAGUGAGACUGCUGGACGAUAUGCAAGUUACAGAUGGGUUACUUAG
Arthroderma uncinatum is the source of this 711-nucleotide messenger RNA. RefSeq lists its product as uncharacterized. Gene Ontology annotation, molecular function: DNA binding; DNA-directed RNA polymerase activity. Gene Ontology annotation, cellular component: RNA polymerase I complex; RNA polymerase III complex; RNA polymerase II, core complex. NCBI's taxonomy places the organism in Eukaryota, Fungi, Ascomycota, Eurotiomycetes, Onygenales, Arthrodermataceae. The record is from RefSeq and is a predicted model, not a curated record. Bases 1 to 711 code for a protein of 236 amino acids. The transcript is spliced from 3 exons. Gene Ontology annotation, biological process: DNA-templated transcription.